UGAGACCAAGAAAAAGAUACAGAAAUGAAGCACUUUGGCCACCAACACUCACUAAUCCUGAAUGAGAAUUACAUUGCAGGGGAGGGUGAUAAGUGUAAUGGCUGCCUCGAAGAUAUAAUCUCAUGUAAAUCAUUCAUUUAUACUUGCACCAACCGCAUCACUGCUUUUGAAACCUGGGGUUCGGAUCUUUAUUUUUACCGACAAAAUACUACUGGUGCUGAUGAAGAUUGCAUCAGGUUCUUAUUCCACAAGACCUGUGCAGAAUUACCCCAAAAGAUCGAAAACCCGACCAACCCGAAUCAAGUCCUUGUCCUAUUUUCGCAACAAGCAAUCAAGGAAGCAUGCACACAUUGUUACUGCAACAUAUGUUACGAUGAGAUGCCUUGGAAUUAUUGCGCGCAGUUUGGAAUUUGAGUUCCGUAUUUGCCUCAGAUGUGCCGUCUUGAGAGUGCAUUCUUUGGAGGAUCACAAGUUUGAGCACGCGGCUCAUAGUCAGCACCCGAUGGCCUUAAUCCAGCGUCCCUCCUCAUUCAAAUGUGACGCUUGCAGAGUGAAGAAGGAUUUUCAAGACAUGUCGUAUAAAUGCAGCAAAUGUCAGUUUUGGAUUCACAAGAGCUGCGGGGAUGCUCCUACAUCUUUCCAGUUCCACUUCCACCAAGAUCACCCUCUUGUCCUCGCGUUUUCUCUUCCAGAAGCCUAUCACAAAUUUACUCAGUAUUGCAAAGUCUGCGAUCAAACAAUGAGCCGAUCAAAUUGGCUUUAUUAUUGUCCAAAAUGCAGAUUUUUCGUGCAUUUUCAAUGCACUAGAUCAAGUUAUAGUCAAUUAUCAAAGCGUACUGUUAAACUCAGCUCUUGGGAGCAUAAUAAAUAUCCCAAUUUGGUGCACCUCCCUGCAGCUGACGAAUCAUCGGUAAAUCUAUUACUUCAGCAAUUUGUCACGGAUAUGAGUACUAAAUACACUAAAUUCUACAAAGAUAAUAUCAUCCGGAGCUCUAUUGAACAUUGGUAUCAUGCUCAGCACCAUCUAAAACUCAUUACAACCAAUGAGUUAAAUGAUCUGAAAGACGGUGCUAAUGAUGAUAUACUAUUGUUAUGCGAUGGAUGUGCUAAGCCCGUCCAAACAGAUCGCGAUCAGGCCUAUGGUUGUGUCCCUUGUAACAUCUUUCUGCAUAAAUUCUGUGCCCUGUUGCCGAAAGAAUUUAGGGAAAUUCGUAAGGUCGGGAUGAAGCUAUAUGCAGAAAGGUGCAUUGAACCAUACAACUUAUUCUUUUGUUCUGCUUGUGAAGACGCGGGUAAUUGUAUAUUUUUCACCGAUCAUGAGCAUACCAAACUUCAUAUUAGAUGUGCGGUGUUGCCUGUAACGAUCAAACACGAAACUCACAUUCACCCCCUUGGACAAAUUUAUGCGACAAUUGAUAAAUGGCAAUGCAAGGCAUGUGGAGAUGAUAAGCGUGGAUAUCUGCACAGGUGUAGACAUUGUCAAUUCUAUAUAUGUGAUGGAUGUAUAAUGAACGCCAGCACAGUAAAUCAUAGGUGGGAUUCUCACCCUCUCCGCUUAAUAUACGAAGUUGGCAUGGUGAGAGAAGAUCAUGAGCAUGAGUUCAGUUGCGAGUAUUGCUCCAAUGAAAUAGACACAAACUGGUGGUUCUAUCAUUGCAGCAUUUGUGAUCUUUCAUUUCAUCCUAAAUGUUUAAAAAAAUUAUGUAAUCGCCACUACUCGGAUGUCAAGUUUGGGGCUAAGGACAUACUUAGCUACAAACUCCAUCCUCACAGCCUAACCUUUGAUUUCAACAAAAGAUUUCAGAGAUGUGAAAGAUGUGGCAAAGAACAACUAGCUGAGCCUGUCCUCCGAUGUGCACCUUGUAAAACCAUUUUCUGUCUAUCGUGCAGCUUAUCUCUUAUGUAA
Messenger RNA from Daucus carota subsp. sativus, 1906 nucleotides. RefSeq lists its product as uncharacterized. Bases 221 to 1906 code for a protein of 561 amino acids. The record is from RefSeq and is a predicted model, not a curated record. Lineage: Eukaryota; Viridiplantae; Streptophyta; Magnoliopsida; Apiales; Apiaceae. The transcript has 2 exons.